Molecule: messenger RNA, 273 nt
Organism: Suillus paluster
Lineage: Eukaryota; Fungi; Basidiomycota; Agaricomycetes; Boletales; Suillaceae
Exons: 1
Source: RefSeq, a predicted model, not a curated record
UGGACAAAGCCUGCCCAUCAGGAAGCAACAGUAAAGUAUUUCAAGCUAUGUCGUGCUCAGGAAGAGAUUGCACGGCUUAAUGUUGAAGUCCGUCGACUACGCACAGCAAUUCACGACGAAGCCAUCAAAAUGACGACAGUCAUUACUGAACUUUUGGUUUCGAAUCCUCCACUAGGUCAUGAGCUACAAUGGCAAUGGAAAGCACGCGAAGCCGUCAAUGCUGUGCAUACCUUUUGGUUGGAUCAGAUCACGCUUGAACCAGGUUUCUCAGGU